AUGAACGCCACAGGGCUGACUGAUCAGCACCAGGAGCGUAUUACCGCCUUCAAGGUAGCGCACUACUACCUCCUCACCAAUAACUGGUCCAUGCGGCGCGCCACGGACCAGUACUACGACGACGGCUGCCGGCCCAAGAAUGCGGCCGACCUCAACGAGUUGCUGAAGCAGCGGCACACGCUUGACGGCCACCCAACCCCCACGAAGAAGGCGCAAGAGCAGGCAGUGAUAUUCAAGCCUGCCCCGUUUGGUUCGCACAUGCAGGUGGCCAUUUCGCAACUGUUUGCAACCAAGGAGCUUAGCGACGUCGUGCUCGUUCUCCCUGGCUCGCGCAUUCCUGCGCACAAGAUCGUGUUGGCCAGCGGUUCUCCAGUGCUGGCUGCCGCCCUGAACUCUCAAGGCGAGGCGGGAGCGAAGGAACUGGCGCUCGAGGACGAAGCGGAUGAAGCCGCCUUCCAUACCAUUCUCGCCUACUUGUACACCGGCAAAGCCUCCGUCGCCUCCGAUCGCGUGCACAAUUUAUUGAUCGCCGCGCAUCGCUACGGGGUGGACGCGCUGAAGGAAAAGUGCGGCGUCUACCUCUUCCAGCGCCACCUCGAGUCCGCCAGGCGGCGGAAGAAGAUGGCCGCGGCCGCCAAGAAGGGGAAGGAGAAGAGCGAAGAGGAGGAGAAGGAGGAGGACCACGUCGACAAUGUCGACGGCGACAGCGAUGACAUGCAAGUGGACGAUGCGGACGAAGAGGGCCAGGAGGGCGAAGAGGCCCAGGGCGUGGGUCAUCUGCUCCGCCUUGCGCAGACCUACAAGUGCCAUGAGCUCGAGAAGCUGUGUGCGGAAGACCUGGCCCGCAACUUCUCGACUCUGUGUGAAUCGGGCAAGCUAAACACUCUGCCGCUGUCGACGUUCAUCGAGCUGAUCAAGAGCGAGAAGGUGGCUGCGGCCGAGGAGGAGAUCUUCGAUGCCGUGGUUGCCUACGUCAAAUUCCAAAGAGACACUCAGGGGCUCGACGAAGCGGCCCUGUUGGAGCAGCUGCUGCUCUUCGUGCGCUUCCCCUUCAUACAAAGCCAGCGGCUGGUGGAGGACGUCGAGGGCAAUCCCCUGAUCGCGGGUCUCAAGCUCACCGGCGAGCUGCUCUUCGAGGCCUAUCGCUACAAUUUCUACAGUCAGCUCUACAACCAGAACAUUUUGAGCCCCAAGUCGCAGCAGCCAGCCAGCCUGUCGCAUGCGGACGGGGAGGAGAGUUUCUAUCUGGACUGCGCGACAAAGAGCUCGACAGCGAAAGGACCGAAAUUCGCCUUUACGUCGCCCCUUCCGCACUACGAGCUCCGCUGCUCGCCUCGCAGCGGUGCGGUCAAGUGGAAUUCCACGAAGAAGUCGCGGGACAUUGCCAUUUCCAACAGCAUGCUCACCGCCUCCCAUAACGGAUCGUCGUCCGUUUGGAUGUCUGUGGUGGCCGACGUCCCCUUUAGCGACCAUCUCACGUCGAUCUACGUUCAUAUUGACCGCAAUGCCAGCAACUGGAUUUUCAUUGGGGUGGCGGAGGAGCAAUGGAUGGACUACGCCGCCUCUUCGGGCAACUAUCUGGGCGUCGGCGCGGGUACUUGGUCGCAUGGGUCAGCCGGUGGUUAUGGAAAGGUCCACAACGGCGUCGCCGGCGCCUAUGGCGUGUCCUUUGCCACGGGCGACACUGUUGGAGUGCACCUGAACCCGGAAACGGGUGUACUGUCGUUCUCCUGCAAUGGCCGGAACUAUGGACCUGCGUAUUUGUCUCUGCCGGUCAGUAAACGCCUCUUUCUGGCGGUUAGCCUCUACCACCACAGUGACCAGGUGACACUGGCCAGAGGUAGGCCCAAGAAGUUCAAGGCCGCCCUGAACAGCAUUCAUCCCGCAGCAGCCUUGCCGACAGACGAGGAGGAGGAUCCCAAUUUGUUUGGCCUGUUCGGCUAA
Messenger RNA from Acanthamoeba castellanii str. Neff, 1944 nucleotides. RefSeq names its product SPRY domain containing protein. NCBI's taxonomy places the organism in Eukaryota, Discosea, Longamoebia, Acanthamoebidae. Gene Ontology annotation, molecular function: protein binding. The coding region runs from base 1 to 1944 and encodes 647 amino acids. The record is from RefSeq and is a predicted model, not a curated record. The transcript is spliced from 18 exons.